Messenger RNA from Chlorella variabilis, 321 nucleotides. RefSeq names its product expressed protein. Bases 1 to 321 code for a protein of 106 amino acids. The transcript is spliced from 4 exons. The record is from RefSeq and is a predicted model, not a curated record. NCBI's taxonomy places the organism in Eukaryota, Viridiplantae, Chlorophyta, Trebouxiophyceae, Chlorellales, Chlorellaceae.
AUGCUGGACAUCACCCUUGACAUAAGCUCGCCCGUGCCAGACAUGCGCCACAUGCCGCCACCGGUCGAUACCCUUGGCGGCAGCCACCAGUGGGACAGCAUCGUCGACCUGGCCGACUCCAAGAACGACACCACCAUCGUCUGGUCCCUCAUCCAGGCCGCCGGCCUGGAGAGCGCCCUGGAUGAGUCCAACUUCACCGCCACCGUCUUCCUGCCCACCGACGAGUACCUCUCGGCAGCCGCCGACAGCAUCGACACCGACGAUGUGGUGCUCAUGCCCGGCGAGAUGCCCCUGGGCGCCCAGCCCCCCAGCACCGCCUAG